Molecule: messenger RNA, 2271 nt
Organism: Poecilia latipinna (sailfin molly)
Lineage: Eukaryota; Metazoa; Chordata; Actinopteri; Cyprinodontiformes; Poeciliidae
Gene: ccdc102a
Product: coiled-coil domain containing 102A
Exons: 9
Coding region: 347-2035 (562 amino acids)
Cellular component (GO): myosin complex
Source: RefSeq, a predicted model, not a curated record
GUCCACGGGCGAGAGAUCCGCCUGUUGUGUUUUCACAGGGUGGAAGUCAUUUUCCAUCCAGAUUUCAGACUGGGAGAGAAAAAACGUCGGCAAGCAGACAUCCAAAUGGAGGCUGAGUAGCAUAAAACGGGUUAUUGGCGCUGUUUUGUUGAGAAUGCAUCAGGCUAGCUAGCCGAGAGGAGCAUCGGAGCUACAUUUCGGCUUGGCUCUUUGUUGUUGGAGCGGUGGAUCCAGACGGAGCCCAGCGGUGGUGGCAACAUUUCAGGUUUUUACAGUCCAGAUAUGCUCUCCUGAAUAUCCGCCCUGUUCCUUCACUCUGUUUAUCCUGGUCGCUCACUUUGCCAUAAUGAACCACAGCCCCAGCCCCCACCUGUCAGAAGGCGGGAAGUCAGCCGGAGGCGGCCUUCUUUGCAGCAUCGGUCUGGGGUCGGACCGGGGGAUUCGCUCACCAGACAGCCUGGCCCACACGCCCAGCCCUACUGGGGGAACUCCCAGCUCCAGCCCCCCUCUGUUGCUGUCGCCUGGACUUGGAGGUCUGGGUCUAGGCUCUCUGGGUGAAGGAGCUGGAGGUGACUGGGAGACCAGGGAGGAGUUGAGGCUCAGGGAGCUGGAGGAAGCUCGGGCCAGGGCAGCCCAGAUGGAAAAGACCAUGAGGUGGUGGUCCGACUGCACAGCCAACUGGAGAGAGAAGUGGAGUAAGGUCCGUGCAGAACGGAACAGAGCUCGGGAUGAGAUUCGGCAGCUGAGGCAGCGGCUGGACACCCUCACCAAGGAGCUGACCGGCGUCCGGCGGGAGCGGCAGGAGCUCGCCACCGAAAACGAGGCGCUGCGCCAGGAGACACAGCAUCUCCGGGGCGACCCCACUGCUUACUCAGCUACCGGCACAUCUUCCUUACCUUUGUCACCUCUCCAUCACAGUGCUUCCUCCUCCUCUUCCUCAUCUGCUACCCCUUCCUCCCCAGCACCAUCUCUCUCUAAGGUCAUAACAGACUGCAAGUUCGAGGAGGGACCACCAGGGUCUCCCGAAGCAGAACCGGUGAGGGAUGUGGACUUGGACAGAGAGAAGAUGGGCCAGCAGAAGGAUUUGGAGCUGCUGGAGUCAGUCUUGCAUUGUGGAGCACCAAGUUCUGAUGCUCAGGACAGCUGGAGCAGUCGGGGUGUCAGUGCAGCCGGCUCCCGCUCGUCAUCAUGUCUGAGCCGGCAGGAACGGAGCAGACAGCUGUGGGAGGACAUGAGCUCAGUGGAGGAAGAUUCCAGCAAGCUCAACGCCCUGCAGCUCAGACUCGACGAGUCGCAGAAAGUCUUGCUGAAAGAGAGAGAAGACAAGUUGGCCCUGAGUAAGAGCAUCGAGAGACUGGAGACUGAACUCAGCCAUUGGAAACUGAAAUACGAGGACCUUAGUAAAAGCAAACAGGAAGCCCUCAAACAGCUGAAUCUGCUGAAGGAAAUACAUCAGGAUGAACUAGGCCGCAUCUCUGAAGACUUGGAAGAUGAACUGGGAGCUCGGACCAAUAUGGAUAAGAAACUGGCUGAGCUUCGAGCUGAGAUGGAGAGACUGCAGGUGGAAAACGCUGCAGAGUGGGGCCGCAGAGAGCGCUUGGAGACGGAGAAACUGGCCCUGGAGAGGGACAACAAAAAGCUGCGGGCUCAGGUGGAAGACCUGGAGGAGCAGCUGGCCAAGAAACGUCGGCAGGCCGCCUCGGCACUUGACACAGACUUAAAGGCCAUCCAGAGCGAGUUGUUUGAGAGAAACAAAGAGUUGGCUGAUCUUCGUCAUGUUCAUGGAAAGCUCAAGAAGCAGUUCCAGGAGCGCACUGCGGAGCUGGCCCAUGCCAACCGUAGGGUGGAGAGCCAUGACGCCGAGGUCAAGAAGCUCCGUCUGAGGGUGGAGGAGCUGAAGAAAGAACUAGGCCAGGCUGAAGACGAGCUGGAUGAAUCUCAUAACCAGACAAGGAAGCUGCAGAGGUCUCUGGAUGAGCAGGUAGAGCAGACCGAGAAUCUGCAGGUUCAACUGGAACACUUACAGUCGAGGUGAGAUGUACACACACGCGCGCAUGCGCGCACACGAACAACAGGGACUUUGCAUGGACUUCCAUUCAUUUUUCAUCUAUUUCUACAGAGUGCCCCUAAACCUAACUAUUACCAGUACAUGGAUAACACUAACCUAAAGUAAACUUAAUACACACCUUAGUUCUAAACUUAACCCUUAGAUCAAAAACAUAACUUUUUCUCAUGGGGUCCCAACAACAUAGUAUUUGUUAGGAAAAUGGU